Messenger RNA from Dromaius novaehollandiae (emu), 3120 nucleotides. RefSeq names its product methanethiol oxidase-like. The transcript has 12 exons. Gene Ontology annotation, molecular function: selenium binding; protein binding. The record is from RefSeq and is a predicted model, not a curated record. Lineage: Eukaryota; Metazoa; Chordata; Aves; Casuariiformes; Dromaiidae. The coding region runs from base 156 to 1571 and encodes 471 amino acids.
GAUCCUCCCCUUGGCAGUUUCUCUCCCUCGUCUUGCCCGCCCUCUCCCUCCUGCAUAUAGGACCCCCUCGGAACAGCUUUUGCUUUCCUAAAUCCAGUCCAGGCAGCUGCACUUCCUGUUGCAGACACCUAGCAACCCUGAACUUCGGAUCCAGCAUGGCCAAAUGUGAAGCAUGUGGUCCAGGAUAUGCAACUCCUUUGCAAGCCAUGAAAGGUCCCCGGGAGGAGAUUUUGUACUUGCCUUGUAUCUACAGAAACACUGGGAUAGAGAAGCCUGACUAUUUGGCCACGGUGGAUGUUGACCCCAAAUCUCCACACUACUGUCAGGUGAUCCAUCGUCUGCCCAUGCCCAACCUUAAGGAUGAGCUCCAUCACUCAGGAUGGAAUGCCUGUAGCAGCUGCUUUGGGGAUGCCACAAAGAGAAGAAAUCGUCUGAUUCUACCAAGUCUGAUCUCUUCUCGCAUUUAUGUGGUGGAUGUGGGAACAGACUUGCGAGCUCCUAGAAUCCAUAAGAUUGUUGAGCCAGUGGAGUUAUUCUGGAAGGGUAAUGUGGCUAAUCCUCACACCUCUCACUGUCUGGGCAGUGGUGAGAUUGUAAUCAGCUGUUUGGGAGACCCUUCUGGCAAUGGAAAAGGUGGCUUUAUUUUGUUGGAUGGAGAGACCUUUGAGGUGAAGGGAAAUUGGGAGAAGGGAGAGAAAGUACCCUCAAUGGGUUACGACUUCUGGUAUCAGCCACGGCAUAAUGUCCUCAUGAGCACUGAAUGGGGAACCCCAAAAGUCCUUGCAGGAGGUUUUGACCCAGCUGAUUUAGAGAAAGGUCAUUACGGCCGCCACAUUAAUGUGUGGGACUGGAACUCUCAUACCUACAUUCAAUCAAUUGACUUAGGAGAGAACUCUGUUCCUCUGGAAAUUCGAUUCCUCCACAAUCCGGAUGCUUCAGAAGGAUUUGUUGGAUGUGCUCUGAGUAGUGCAGUGCAUCGUUUCUACAAGACUGAGAAAGGAGACUGGGCAGCAGAGAAGGUGAUUGAAGUACCCAGCAAGAAGGUGAAGGGAUGGCUUCUCCCUGACAUGCCGGGUCUUAUUACUGAUAUCCUCAUCUCGCUGGAUGACAGAUUCCUGUAUUUCAGCAAUUGGCUGCAUGGAGAUAUCCGUCAGUAUGAUAUCACCAACACCCGCAAACCCAAGCUGGUAGGACAGGUGUUUCUGGGAGGCAGUAUCACAAAAGGUGGACCCGUAACAGUGGUGGAAGACCAGGAGUUGCAGUGUCAGCCAGAGCCAUUUGUGAUCAAAGGGAAGAAGGUGGCUGGUGGACCUCAGAUGAUUCAGCUUAGUUUGGAUGGGAAGAGAUUGUAUGUCACCUCCUCUCUCUACAGCAGCUGGGACAAGCAGUUCUACCCAGAUCUCAUCAAGGAAGGCUCUGUUAUGCUGCAGAUUGAUGUGGAUACUGAAAGAGGUGGAUUGAAAGUGAAUAAAAACUUCCUGGUGGAUUUUGGGAAGGAACCUGAUGGGCCUGCCCUAGCUCAUGAGAUUCGUUACCCUGGUGGAGACAGUACCUCUGAUAUCUGGAUGUAAUUGUUUUAUGGAACUGUAUUCUUUGUUUCUUUUUUUUCCCCCCUUCCCCCCCUCCUUCUCCCUACCCUUCACUUCUCUUCUGUAUAGGCAAAUCAGUUCAGCUGGAACCUUGUCCACUAUCUCAAUUUAGACUUCCAUUAGGGUGAGCCACAGAAGCUCCACUUUCUUGUGAUUCUCUGAGGAAGCCAAGUGGGUCUUUCUGAACCAUGAUAUAGAUCUCAUUUAUUCCUCCACUAUUUCCCCUUUCAUGAAGUCUUGUAUAAUCACUAUUGACUGUAGGUUUCUAGGCAGAGGUCACCAGUCUUUUAAGAAUUGUUUGCCCAAUGAUGGUGGAGAAGCUGUUCCUAAAUAACACCGUAAGGGUAUAUUCCAUGGGCUUGUCCUGGAGCAAGAGUGUCUUUUUGCUGCAAAAUUUAAUUGCUGAUAAAGUAAUCAGUGCUUUACAACACACACAGUAUAAAAAUGGUGCAUAUCUAAUCUGAAGCCACAUGUUUCCAUAGCUGGGUUACAUUUUAACUCUUGUGCAGUGAUGCUGUAAAAAAUUAACAGUAAAAUUGUUCUGCAAUUCAGGUGGAGCCUCACAUUUUUAUUCUUAUUAACAUUUCUGCUGUUUUUGUUACUUUCUGAAAGGAUUUUACAUUUUGUGCUCUUUGAAAUAAUGUAAUUUGUCUAAAAAUUCCUAGGUGAGGAAUUUAUUUUCACUGAAGCUACCUUUGUUGCCAUUAUUGCAAGCAGAGCUUCCUUCUAUCCUGUUUUUUAAGACUGGAGAAAACUGCAAAAAACUCUUCUGCACAGUGUGUCUAAGCCAGGUGAUGUUAACAACAGGUGUCUUUUAGGUCUCUUGCUUUAUGAUUGCAAAUUAUUGAAGGGACAAGAACUCACAAACCUACUCUUUCUUCUAUUGCCAGUUCCUGAUGCAUCUUCCUGAGCUUUUUCUUGGGUCUGGUCCUCUUUCCUGUCUAGAUCUGUUCCUUUCCCCUCUGUGUCCAUUGCCAGUCUCUACCAUUUCCUGCUGAGCUUUAGCGUUGCCAGCUGUAACGUUAGACUCACAUCAGCAGUGGCUGAGAAGCGGUGUGUUAAUGGGACUUCCCGAUGGAGCCUUUUGGCUGUUUCUUCUGCCUUUCCCUGUGCUGCUAGAAUGAAAGCCCAUCUAUCUGACAGAUCUUACUUUAUAAUCCAGCCUUCAUUCUGUACACAGCUGCUCACAGUCUUGCCUGAUAUAUUUGGAACUAGGCUUUGAGAGUUCCAUUUUGUGCGCUUCUAAUGUAGGGCAACUGGAUUGCAGUCACCCCAGCCUCUUUGAAACCUGGGACAAGCAGUUCUGUUAGGACCUUGUAAAGCCAGAAAGCUUUCCUGAAUGGCAAGGGGUUGUAGCUACCUGCGUUUGCAGUAAAAGCAUUUUCAGCAGCUUUUUAGAAAUGGGUGAUGUUUAAAUCAUCUUUCUGCAAGGACCUGUGGUUUUCUUUGUGGAAGGACUGAUUUCAAUAAUGGACUAUACAGUGCUAACCCAUGUAAAUGCUACUAAUAAAUAUUCCAUACUGAAUGGGUA